Molecule: messenger RNA, 586 nt
Organism: Dentiscutata erythropus
Lineage: Eukaryota; Fungi; Glomeromycota; Glomeromycetes; Diversisporales; Gigasporaceae
Source: the annotation of a GenBank genome assembly
AUGAUAAAAUUUUUAUUCUUUAUUAUUUUGAUUUUCGUUCUUGUCAAUGCUGAAAAUUCAAACAAAAGUUUGAUUUAUGAUGAUUCUGAAAUUAUUAAUCCUACUGAAGAAGGUGUUGAAAAUAUUUUUGAUUUAAUGAUUGUUAUUUUUCUUUUCUUAUUAACAGACAUGUUUUCUAUAAAUAUGAUAACUUUAAUUUUAAAUUUUAUAUUGGAACUAUUUGUUAAUAGUUUGGCUAUUUGGUUUAUUAAACGAGCACAUAAUGCAACAGAAAAUUAUAUUUUUAUACAAUAUCUUAUUACCUAUUCAAUAAAAAUUUAUCUUAUAUCUGUUGCUAUAUUUGUUACAUUAACUGAAAAAAUAGAAAAAAAAAUAAAAGAAGAUCAAAAAAAAAGCAAAAAAAAUGAAGUUGAAAAUAAUGAAACAAUCGAUGAAAAUAUUUUAGAAAAAAAUGAAAUUGAAAAUAAUGAAACAAUUGAAAAAUUAACUAGAGAUUUAAUUCUUAGUCCGUUAGGAAAUGACAUAACAAUCAUUUUAUUGGAUACAUACUCUUCAUAUGAAAUGACACCCGAAAAUGAUACUUCAU